AUGUCAAAGGCAAGGAUCCAUCUCAAAGCACCAUUAGAUGCCAAUGUAAAAAAUUUGGAGGUAAAAUUAUUUAAUGUAUGGGGCAUAGACUUUAUGGAUCCUUUCGUAAGCUCAUUUGGAAUGAAGUACAUACUUAUUACUGUUGACUACGUGUCAAAAUGGGUUGAGGCUGUAGCUCUGGCUGAUAAUGAAGGAAAGCGGGUUGUUGGAUUUUUAAAGAGAAAUAUCUUCUCUUGUUUUAGGGUACCACGUACCAUCAUAAGCAAUGGAGGAUCACAAUUUUGCAACAAGAUGUUCCGAGCUGCAUUGGCAAAAUAUAGGGUUAAGAAACACAAGGUAGCUACGCCAUAUUACCCACAAACAAAGGAGAAAGAUAUCAAAAGGGUGGCAGCAAACCUGCAUCCUGAUACAACACCAGAGGGGAAUGAGGAUAGUACUAGCUAUACCAGUUUAAGCCCAGACGAGGCCACAAUUAAUGUCACUCCACCUGAGUUGACAGAUGUUAAAACUGAGGAUGCUAAUGUAGAAGGGCAAGCUGAAGCGGAUAACGUAGAAACUGAACCUGAGAAUGCUAAUAUUGUUAGACGUAAGGAUCCUCAAGUUCGGGAGUCAAUUAGAUGGCAGACAGAUGGAGUACAUGAAAAUUUCUAUGAUGGGUUAACACCCACUACGAGAGGAAUUAAAAGGUCACCGCGAGAGGAAUUAAAAGGAGAGCAUCAGAUUAAGACCAAUGACUUACAUAAAUUUCUUGAGUUGGAACGCUGGUUCAAUGAGUAUGAACUAGCAUGGAUGAGACAGCAACCGGGAGCCUACCAACUAAAUUAG
Molecule: messenger RNA, 825 nt
Organism: Capsicum annuum
Lineage: Eukaryota; Viridiplantae; Streptophyta; Magnoliopsida; Solanales; Solanaceae
Exons: 2
Coding region: 1-825 (274 amino acids)
Biological process (GO): DNA integration
Molecular function (GO): nucleic acid binding
Source: RefSeq, a predicted model, not a curated record